This is a messenger RNA of Pedinophyceae sp. YPF-701, 1458 nucleotides long. Lineage: Eukaryota; Viridiplantae; Chlorophyta; Pedinophyceae. The record is from the annotation of a GenBank genome assembly.
AUGAGCGCUGCAGACCCGGCGGCGGCGCUGCCGACAGAAGAGCCGCAGAACGACGCACCUGUUGCGGAGGCUGGCGGGACGGACGUCAAGCCAGAGGCGCAGCAUGCUCCAAAGGUCCACGGUGGCGUAGACGCGGCCAAGUCAGCCCCGGAUGCGACCGGGGGGUGCGACGACGCAGCAGCUGGGACCGCGACGGACAAGGGCGCUCCUGGCGACGCACCCGGCGCCCCCGCGGGCGGUGGAGGCACGGAGGCUGCGCCGUGCACGGUCAAGGCCGAGGGCGAGGAGGCUGGCGACGGGAACAACCCGUUCAAGAAGCGCAAAGUGGCGCUGUUCAUGGCGUACGUGGGCGCCGGGUACAACGGCAUGCAGCGGAAUCCGGGCGCGAAGACGAUCGAGGGCGAUCUCGAGAAGGCGAUCGUGGCGGCGGGCGGCAUCACGGAGCAGAACGCGGGGGACUUUUCGAAGACGGGGUGGAUGCGGGCAGCUCGGACGGACAAGGGCGUGUCCGCGGUGGGCAACGUGGUCUCGCUGAAGAUGAUCACCGAGGUGGCGGGGGGGCAGGGCACGAUGGUCGACGCGAUCAACGCGCAGCUCCCCAAGGCCAUCCGCGUGUUUGGGUUCGUGCGGACCACGCAGGGCUUCGACGCGCGGAAGGCCUGCGACAAGAGGAGGUACGAGUACGUGCUGCCGGCGUAUGCGUUCGACCCCACGUGUCUGGGUCCGCCGAAGGAUCCGGCGAAGGUCCCGGAGUUCGGCAACGACGAGAUGGCGCGCAUGGAGGCCAUCCUGGCGCAGUUCGAGGGCACGCACAACUUCGUGAACUUCACGAUCAAGAUGGAGCCGAACGACCCGUCCGCGCGGCGGUUCAUCGUCCGGUUCCGGUGCAAAGACGUCAUCGACAUCGAUGGCGUCCCGCACGUGCGCCUGGAGAUCAUCGGGCAGUCGUUCAUGCUGCACCAGAUCCGCAAGAUGGUGGGCACGGCGCUGGCGGUGUUCCGCGGCGUGGCGCCGGAGGACGCGAUCACGCUCGCGCUGCACCCGGGGCGCGCGGUCAACACUCCGAUGGCGCCCGCGGUCGGCCUGCUCCUGGACGAGUGCAUCUUCGAGGCGUACAACGAGCGGUGGGCGGGCGCCGAGGGCCGCGGGCGCGUCACCUUCGAGCCCUACUUCGACGCGAAGGAGGCGUUCAAGCGCGAGAUGGUGUACCCGCAGGUGGUGCUGGAGGACGACCUCGGGGACGUGGUGCCGUCGUUCCUGCGGUCGCUGACCGAGGAGACGUACAGCUUCAACACCUGGAAGGACAUCACUCCGGCGCACAUCAAGAUGCACCACGUGUCGGCGUCGUCGACGCGAAACCACAACGCAAAGAGGCGUAGGGAGGAGGGCGAGGGUGGCGAGGACGGGGAUGGCGACGAAGACGGGGGCGGCGAGGGGGGGCGGAAGAAGUUCGUGUGA